Armigeres subalbatus is the source of this 923-nucleotide messenger RNA. RefSeq lists its product as uncharacterized. The transcript is spliced from 3 exons. NCBI's taxonomy places the organism in Eukaryota, Metazoa, Arthropoda, Insecta, Diptera, Culicidae. Bases 1 to 774 code for a protein of 257 amino acids. The record is from RefSeq and is a predicted model, not a curated record.
AUGAAACAAGGAUCAUCAGAAAUAAGCUCAAAUUCAAAGAAAACGCACAAACAACCUGAGCAACUGUAUUCAGAACCAUUUGAAUCCCUCACCUCGCCAAUCAAUCUUCCGAAUCCAGUGAUUCAUCAUGUGAUCCAGCCACCGAAGACCACUGAUUCCGUGGUCCAACCUACAGUAUUAUCAUGUAACGAAGUCCAACCGAGUAACCUGAAUGGGAGCAAUAAUACCAACGAUAAGAUUUGUGGGGAAGAAUUUGAACUGUUUAUUGGUAGCGACGGAAAGCAAUACGCUGAGCUAAGUAACGGAACCUUCAUGGAAAUAACGACUAAGUCAGAGUCCACCAAUGAAACAGAUCCGGCUGAAAACCACGAAGAACUCAGUGCAGCAACUAUCGAUUUGGAAAUUCGAAACAAACGUGCAAGCAAGAACUCACCAGGCGCCGGAAAAAAUCAUAUCAGCUUCGAAACAUCGUUUCCGGAAUUCAUUAAAUUCGUAUAUCGCGUGGUAUAUGCCGCUGACUUUUCCCAUACCAAAGAGCACAACGAUAAGUUAUUUAAGGAUUAUUUGAGAUAUAAAAACACCGAGUACAAGCGGUUCCAGGAAGGAUAUGGGGAUCAACGAGCUUCAAGUACUAGGAAGAGAAAGCAAUCAAAAGUUCUCAAGGCUAACGAAGCACAGGAGAUUUCACCUAAGCGUCAACGCUCGUCAUCUCAAGGAAGUAAAAGUACUUCGUCCGAAAGCUGCGAUGGAUCUCUGACUUCACUUACAUCUUGAGAUCUCCGUUUUAAUCCCUGAAUAAUAGUUAUAUGAAAUCAAAAGAAAUUUGUUCGGUUUGUUUGAAUAUAUUUUGUUCUUCAUAUGUACGUAUGUGAUCUUCUCUGCAAACAUGUUUAGAUUAUGAUAAGUUUCAAUAAAAAUAUCAU